AUGCAGGGGAACCCUGCCUUCCUGGCGAUCCUCCUGGGCACGAUAUUCGGAUCACUGGGAGCCUCACUCAGCAAGGCGUUGAGGUACAAGGCCCCCGAUGAGUGCAAAUGGGUCGCCACCGGAGACGCCGAGGACGACGUGUCUCUGGUCUGCAGACUCAGGACCAUCAACAGCGAGCUGGAGAACACCAACUUCAGCGUCAUCCAGCCCCAACACACGGUCAGAUUGAGGCUAGAGUGCAGCGACGCGCUUUUCUACCAGAGUUCGCUGAGUGCAGGAAGCUUCCGGCCCUUGGUGGAGCUCAGAGAGCUGGUGAUCGAGUACUGCAAGAUAGGCAAUUUGUCUGACGAUGCCUUCCGAGGGCUAAAAGAGCUCAGGAAUCUCACCGUCAGGACCCACAAUACUGACUGGUCAGCUAUGGCGCUGGAUGUCUCACAGCGGGCCUUCACGGAGGAAUUAUCGAAGUUGGAGAGGCUUGAUUUGGGGGAAAACAACAUGUGGAGUCUGCCCGAGGGCAGCUUGUGUUCACUGAGCAGCCUGGAGGUCCUGAAUCUGACCAGGAACCGCUUGAGGGAGGUUGCAAGCUUCCAUUUUAACAACGUCGCUGGAAGAUGCGCUGGGAAUCUUCGAGAGCUGGAUUUGAGCAACAACAGCAUUGAAAAUCUGCCAACUGCUGCGUUUUCGGGGUUGACCAGGUUGCAGACUUUGAAUUUGAGAAGCAACGCGAUUGGAUUUAUGGCAGAUCGCGCUUUUGAAGGGUUAACUAGUUUGACGGUUCUGAAGCUUUCGGAUAAUAGGUUGACGAGUUUGCCGCCUGAGUUGUUUAAUGAAGCGAAGAAUCUUAAAGAAGUUUACUUAAGGAACAAUUCGUUGAAUGUCCUGCCACCUGGGCUGUUCAAUGAUUUGACCCAGCUGCUAGUUCUGGAUCUUUCCAAGAACGAGCUGACUACUGAGUGGGUGAACACCGCGACGUUCAGUGGACUAGUUAGGUUGGUGGUUCUUGAUUUGUCGUCAAAUAGGGUGUCAAGACUUGAGCCAACAGUGUUCCGGGAUUUGUACAGUUUGCAGAUUCUGAGGCUGCAGGAAAAUCUGAUAGAGACCUUGCAGGAGAACACCUUUUCAGCGUUGUACAAUUUGCACACGUUGGUGCUCAGUGACAACCAGUUGACGGUAAUUGAUGCGACAACGCUCAGUGGGUUGUAUGUGUUAAGUUUGCUGUCGUUGGACAACAACCGUUUGACGGUUCUCCAUCCCAGUUCGUUGAGAAACGCAUCGUCACUCCAGGAUUUGCAUCUUAACGGUAAUCGGCUGACAUCUGUGCCGGAUGCGCUGAAAGCGACGCCUCUGUUACGCACUCUUGAUCUUGGAGAGAAUCUAAUCUCAGAGAUACCAAUCGGUACUUUCGACCACGUAUCUCAGCUCUACGGACUGAGGCUCACGGAAAACCACAUUGGAAACUUGACCAAAGGGAUAUUUGACAAGAUAAAGGAGCUUAAGAUCCUGAACUUGUCGAGGAACAGGAUUCAGUACAUAGAACCUGGGACUUUUGAUGACAACACGAAUCUUCAGGCGAUCAGGCUGGACGGGAACCAGUUGAUUGCUAUCGCCGGGCUAUUCGCGAAUUUGCCUAAUCUUGUGUGGUUGAAUGUCAGUGACAAUAGACUUAAGUGGUUCGAUUACGCGAUGAUACCAACUGGAUUACAGUGGCUUGAUGUGCAUUCCAAUGACAUUACUGAAUUGGGGAAUUACUUUGAAAUAGAAACCCAGUUACAGCUGAGCACUUUCGAUGCCAGCCAGAACAAACUCACCGAAAUAACGGGAAACGCGAUACCCAUGAGUGUUAAAGUGCUUUUCCUAAAUGACAAUUUGAUAACCAAAGUUCAGAGUUACGCGUUUUUUAAAAAGCCUAAUUUGACUCACGUUGAUCUAAAGGGCAAUCGAAUUCAAAACUUGGAAACUUACGCGUUGAGAAUCAGUGCAGUGCCUGCGGAAAAACCGCUCCCGGAGUUUUAUAUCGGUGAUAAUCAUUAUCUGUGUGACUGCACAAUGGAGUGGCUUCAGCGUGUUAACCGGCAGAACCAAUCGCGAAUCUACCCAAACGUUAUGGACCUUGAGAGUAUUUACUGCAAAUUGCUCUACGAUCGUGAGCGUGUUUAUGUACCACUUGUUGAGGCUUCGCACUCCCAAUUCCUCUGCAAAUAUGACUCUCAUUGUUUUGCCCUAUGUCAUUGCUGUGAUUUCGACGCGUGUGAUUGUGAAAUGACGUGUCCCCAAAACUGUACUUGCUACCACGACCAAUCCUGGUCAGCAAAUGUCGUAGACUGUUCUUCUGGCGGACACGUAAAUCAUCUGCCAGAGCAGAUUCCCAUGGACGCAACGCGGCUCUACUUGGACGGCAAUGAUCUUAACACCAUAUCCAGCCACGCGUUCAUCGGCCGCAAGAAACUCAAAGUUCUGUAUCUCAAUUCGUCUAACAUCGAAUUGGUGCAAAACAGGUCCUUCAACGGACUCCGUGAUUUGGAGGAUUUGCACCUGCAGAACAACAAGAUCAAAGAACUCCGUGGGUACGAAUUCGAGGGUCUGGACAAUCUUCAGUUCUUGUAUCUGUUCGGGAACGAAAUCUUCACAAUUGCUAAUAGGACCUUCUCGCAUUUGAAGUCUUUGAAGGUUCUCGAGCUCCAGAACAACCGGCUGACCACUUUAGCGGUCUGGGGCCUGCCUGGGUCCAUAACAGUGAGCUUAUCGAAGAACCCCUGGUCCUGCGAGUGCGACUAUCUGGAGGUUUAUCGCGAGUGGAUUCUUGCUGGAAAGAACAAAGUGCCUGAUUCUGAUCAGCUCAGGUGCGUGUUUAAUGUCACUGAAUUCGAAGUUUACGGCGACCAAGUGUUCAGGGACAACGAGUUCGGUUUUGCCGUUGUUGGCCAGCCGAACUCCACCAAUUCCCUCAGUGCAAGUGCAAGUGCUAGUGCAAAUUCUGGUGGUUCUUCAAGUGGCAGCGAGAGCCAACAGUGCACGGGUAUGAUGAACAUUGAAAAUGGAAUCCAGAGCAAUCUGACCAAGACAAUUAUCGAGCGGCAAGCUUUGGAAGAUUACUUGCCGCUGCUGAUCUCUACAUUGGCAGCAUUUCUGAUUGUCAUGCUGCUCUGUAUGUUGGUGUUCAUCUUCCGUCAGGAGUUCCGCGUCUGGUUCCACUCCAGGUUCGGGGUCAGAAUCUUCUAUCGGAACACCGAAUUUGACCGCGAUGACCGUGAUAAACUUUUUGACGCGUUUGUGUCCUACAGUUCCAAGGACGAGGCGUUUGUUGUCGAGGAAUUGGCCCCUGUUUUAGAAAUGGGGAACCCUUCCUACAAGCUCUGUCUGCAUUAUCGGGAUUUUCCGGUGGGGAGCUUCAUUGCGGACACCAUCGUUCAGGCUGUCGAAUCCUCCAGAAGAACGAUUAUUGUUCUGUCGGAGAACUUCAUCAAGUCUGAGUGGUGUAGAUUUGACUUCAAGUCGGCUCAUCAUCAAGUUCUGAGGGAUCGCAGGCGGAGGCUCAUCUUGGUUUUAGUUGGAGACGUUCCCCAGCGUGAUUUAGAUCCCGAUAUUAGGCUCUACUUGAAGACUAAUACGUAUCUUCAGUGGGGCGAUAAGUUGUUCUGGGAAAAACUGAGAUUCGCGCUUCCUGAUGUUCCGAAUAAUCAAAGGACUAAUAAUCAGAGAAGACAACCUCCGCCUGUUCGCAGGCAGCACAAUAAUCAAACCAGUGGACCUAGGACUGCUGCGGUUCAUAUUUAA
Molecule: messenger RNA, 3774 nt
Organism: Cotesia congregata
Lineage: Eukaryota; Metazoa; Arthropoda; Insecta; Hymenoptera; Braconidae
Source: the annotation of a GenBank genome assembly